UCUGUCAGUCUUCCUGCUGUGUGUCCGUCUGUGUGACAUGUCGCUGUGUGUGUCUUUCCCUUGCUGUACUAGUGUGGCAGUCUCCUCCUUGCAUUGCUCCCUCCUCCCUCCAUAGGGCAGUAUUGGCCAUCAUUCAGUCGUUCUCCUUCCCGCAGCCGCCGCCUUGGUAGCAGCUUUGCCGGAGCCCACGAACAGUUUUCCGCCCGGGUCACCUCAGCAGAGAUGUCCGAGCAGAGCAGCAGCAGAUACCAGCAGUUACAAAAUGAAGAGGAGCCUGGAGAAAAUCCCCAGGCUUCCACAGAUGCCCCUCCACCAUACAGCAGUAUCGCUGGUGAAAGUUCAGGACUUUUUGACUACAAGGACGAGUUAGGAUUUCCAAAGCCACCUUCUUACAAUGUGGCAACGUCCCUCCCCAGUUAUGAUGAAGCAGAGCGGACCAAAGCAGAGGCGACCAUCCCUCUUGUCCCAGGGAGACACAGGGAGAGAUUGGAUACCUUUGAUGAUUUCUUCCCUAUUUCACUGGAGGAUGACGAUUUUGUGGCGAGGGAUGAUUUUGAUGAUGCAGAUCAGCUGAGGAUAGGAAACGAUGGCAUUUUCAUGCUUACUUUCUUCAUGGCAUUCCUGUUUAACUGGAUUGGCUUUUUCCUUUCUUUCUGCCUAACCUCAUCCGCAGCGGGCAGAUAUGGAGCCAUUUCUGGUUUUGGUCUCUCUCUAAUUAAGUGGAUUCUAAUUGUACGGUUUUCCACUUACUUCCCUGGAUAUUUUGAUGGGCAGUACUGGCUUUGGUGGGUGUUCCUUGUAUUGGGAUUCCUCCUCUUUCUCAGAGGUUUUAUUAAUUAUGCAAAGGUUCGGAAGAUGCCUGAUAACUUUUCCACUCUCCCCCGGACCAGAGUUCUCUUUAUUUAUUAAAGAUGUAUUUCGGUCUCAGCCUUCCUGCAUCCACCAUCGUCCCCCGUAUCAGAACACACAGGACACCUGCAGGAAGAGAGUGAACUACUCGAAAAAAACUGAAUGGGGAAUAAAAUCACGUAGGAAUUAAAAAUACAAAAUUCUGACAAAAACAUCAAGAAAACAAAUAAAAUAAGUAACUGCUGAAGAUAAUGAAGAAAAGGAGCAUUUUUUUUUGUUUGUUUUUAGGUGUACAACUUUAAUAGUUCUUGCAGAAUUCUGGAAUCAUUAGUGGCUACUGUAUAAAAUCAAAGCUAUCGCAAUCAGUUUGUGAUGUACUUAAUAAAAAGCCUUAUAUAUUGUUUGUAAAGGUUUCCACUGCGGUUACUGCACCUCUUGUGCCAGCAGGGGGCAGCAUUGCUUUAUUUUGUUUUUCCAUCUCUUCUUUUACCUGCAGCGCAAAUGUCUGUGUACUGUAUUGUGUUUUGCUUUAGUCAGUCCUCAAACUUGAGGUUCCAUUCGCUAGGCUCUUGCAAGCAGCACCCUGGUUCUUUCUAUAAAUAUAAUUUAAUAAUGUGUAUAUAACUUGAUCGACAAGCAGAAUUAUGACAUACACACUUAACUGGAAGGAAAACUUGGUUGUUUUUUUUUUUAUUAAAUAAUUAAAAAUAUUAUCUGAAUGAAAUUGUGGAAAUUGCAGCAAAAUAGAGUCUCUUUCCCUGCCGUAGUCCGAGCAUUUUUAACAGAACCGUUGUACAUGGUGAUUAUGCACAAGUAGGCACGGUGUAACCUUAACUUGUAAACGAUAGCAACCAAUUGGCUGCUUUUACUGAUCUAGCAAAGUUGAAAAUGAUUGGUUGCUAUGGAUUACAAGGCAAGGGCAAACGUUGCCCAUGUUUCGGUAUAACCCAGUAACAAUAAAUAGGCAAUCUUUAUAUUUAGUGUAGUCAAUAACAUAUUAAUUUGCCUAUAAAAUGAGCCAGUACUAAAAAACUGAAACCUGCUUUUGUGAAAGAAGCCAUAGUACAUACAUAAAGCUGGAGUUAUUUUGCUUUCUUUAAAGCACCCAAAGCCCCUUUGGCCCUUGAGAUUUUCACAGGCGGUAAAGCAAUGGCCUUGUUAAUGGGAAGCUCAACAGAACCUUGGGCCCGACUUGGAUCUCUACUGCCAUAUUUGCUGUGUUAGAUCUAGGGCUUGUUGCUUCGGUACUGUUCGAUUCCCAGGUUUCCAACUGGAAAAUCUCAUUCUAAGUGAUUUACCCUCUAGCUAGCAACACAUGGGCUUAGCAAGUAUCCAGGCGAAUAGGAACACCGGGCUUUGCAGCAUGUCAAAACAUUUUCCUAAAUUCUAAUUUAUUCUAAAUGAUACGUUUAGAUUCUAUAAACCUUUGGAGCUUCUUUCCUCAAGCAGGGUCAUAAUUCAUUUCAGCUGCCAGAGGGUGGUCCGGGUGGUGUUUAUACAACCUCCAAUACAUCGAUGCUUUACUGCUCAAAUUGCAGGCUGCUGAACUCCACUCACAUUAGUAAAGGGGUGCAAGGCUAGAAUGUUGUCCCCUGUGGGCAGCAGAGUACAAAUGGGCACCACAUCAUGUACCUGUACUUUAUUGUGCUUUUAAAUUGUGUAAGCAGAACUUUGCAUUUUGUGUAGACUGAUAUGCACCUUGUUUUGCCAAGUGGCAAUUCACUUUAAAGUUUUAUGUUAAAAAGAAAUGUAAAUAUAGCAGAAUAUUAAUAAAUGUCACUUAUGUAGCUAA
Molecule: messenger RNA, 2641 nt
Organism: Xenopus tropicalis (tropical clawed frog)
Lineage: Eukaryota; Metazoa; Chordata; Amphibia; Anura; Pipidae
Gene: ndfip1
Product: Nedd4 family interacting protein 1
Exons: 9
Coding region: 223-909 (228 amino acids)
Biological process (GO): metal ion transport; vacuolar transport
Cellular component (GO): cytoplasm; Golgi membrane; endomembrane system
Source: RefSeq, a predicted model, not a curated record